Cyclopterus lumpus (lumpfish) is the source of this 2942-nucleotide messenger RNA. RefSeq names its product reticulon 4 receptor-like 2 a (gene rtn4rl2a). Gene Ontology annotation, molecular function: protein binding. Lineage: Eukaryota; Metazoa; Chordata; Actinopteri; Perciformes; Cyclopteridae. The transcript is spliced from 4 exons. Bases 300 to 1673 code for a protein of 457 amino acids. The record is from RefSeq and is a predicted model, not a curated record. Gene Ontology annotation, cellular component: plasma membrane.
ACGUCUCCAACCAGUCUUUACGCGCGUACAACCUCUCCAAGAGAAUUCCCUACGGUGGGCCCUCCCCUUUCCGUUUUUUUUGCCGCCCUCCUUCAUUCAUGACCCUGGAUUGAUGACGUAGGAAAUUCCUCGGUGCCCACUGCCGUAGGCAACAACGGGAUGCUUGAGUAUAUAUGAGACACUGGUAGCCACAAACCAGCACACUCUCAGUCGCUCCGACUCGGGAACCAGUGCAUCAGCGAAGAUAGCAGGCUUUACUUCGCCCUCGUAGGCUAACUCGCUUUGGUCUUUGGUUCAGGAUGGACUCCUCUUCGAUUUCUCGAAGCCGACGAUGCUCCAUCAUACGCAACUGCAAAAGCGGUCUCUCCCUCUGGCUGGUGGUGUUGCUGGUCCUCGGCAAGCCAAGUCCGGCAUCGGCGUGCCCGCACUUGUGUGUGUGCUACCCGACGCCCAUGACCGUGAGCUGCCAGGCGCAGAACUUCACUACCGUCCCGGUCGGAGUGCCCUAUGAGUCGCAGCGCGUAUUCCUCCAGAACAACCGGAUCACCGAGCUUAGAGUUGGCUCUUUUGGCUUUGGGACUCAGGUCCUGUGGCUGUUCGCCAACAACAUAACGUGGAUUGAGGCAGGGUCAUUUAGUGAGCUGAGAGACUUGGAGGAAUUGGAUUUGGGGGAUAAUCCCAGCCUCCGCAGGUUGGAGGGGGGAGCCUUCCGUGGACUAGAGAAGCUCCAGAGCCUCCACAUGCACCGCUGUCGACUUACUGCCCUGCCCCAUGACAUCUUCCACAAGCUUUACAGCCUGCAGUUUCUUUACCUGCAGGAGAAUAAUCUUCACUUCCUGCAGGACGACAUCUUUUCUGACCUCAUCAACCUGAGCCAGCUUUUCCUGCAUGGCAACCGUAUCCGCACCCUGUCAGAGAAUGUGUUCCGCGGACUGGUCAAUCUCGACCGCCUUCUCUUACACGACAACCGCAUCAGGCAGGUGAAUCGUCGCGCCUUUCGUGACCUCGGCCGCCUGACCAUGCUCUUUCUCUUCAAUAACUCCCUGGCUGAGCUACCAAGCCAGACCCUGAGGGACACUCAGGGCAUUGAGUUCCUUCGCCUUAACGCCAAUCCCUGGUCCUGUGGCUGCGAGGCCCGCGCCCUGUGGGAGUGGUUCCGCGAGGCCCGUGUAUCUUCAUCGGAAGUGAUCUGCGCCUCUCCUUCCACCCGCCGUAGCCAGGACCUCCGCUUCCUUCGUGAGAUGGACUUCGCCCUCUGCCCCCUGCCAGACCCUGGCUCCAUCGGCGGCUCCACCACCACCACCUUCAGCACCAAAACCCGCUGGUGGUUCCACAAGAACAAGCCCCAGUCAUCAACAAAAGGUCUCUUUGAAAAAUCCUCAGAGACUGUCAAAGCUGGUUUGUACGGGAAAGGCCCAUCCACAACCACCUCAGUAGUCAAGUAUGAGUUGGGGGAGGAAGAGCUGGCACUGCCCAAACUCGACGCUGAAGAGUACUGGGUAAACUACGGCAAUGAGGACUCAGGUGUCACCCUGCGAUGCGUUGAGCUCGACUGUCCACCUGAGUUCGACAUGCCUCCAUCUUCCUCCUCUCCCUCAUCCUCCUCACCCUCUUUCCUCACACUACUAGCCCUUUUUGUUUUAAGCCUCAACCUUCACCUUUUAUUUGGCUGAACUCUUAGUACCACAUCAAUUCCCCUUCCAGCCUGUUUUAAAGGCUUUGAGGAUACCUGUUAGACUGUACACCCCCUUUGCCCGCUUUGCUGUAAGCCAUUCCUCAAGACACAGCAAGGGAGAUAGGGGGACGGUUAGAUUCUGAAUCUACCACCUACAGGGCUUAACACUUUUCAGGGCUGAUAAGAACUCUUCAGCUAAGAUCAUAUAUAUCGACAAUACUCUACAGGUAUGGCUUUCUGUGUCUCACCUGUAUGGUGUCACGUUAUGGUUCCCUGUAAUCAGGGCUACGAGGGUGGAGUCCAUUACUAAUGUCAGUGCAAUUUAAUAGCAGUUGUGAAUGAUGUUGUCAAUUUUGUCAUCUCAACUUAGUUGAGAUGACAAUAGUUAUAACUGCUAUUGCUAUUAGUGCAUCCAAUUAACUGGCUGCUAAUACGAUUGAUGUUAGAAUCAGUGCACAGUAAUGACAAUACUGUAACCACUUAAAGUGUCAUGUAUAUAGGUAUGUAUUUUUGUGAUAUUUGAUAUCUGUGGUCCACUACAAUCACUUUCAUCUUCAUCCAGGAGAGGAGGGUAGUGCUUCUACAGGACAGAGCACAGUGAGGUUAAUGUUGAGACCGAAGAGAAGACAAUAUGCUGUGAGGCUGGGAGGGAGGGAGAAGAAAAAGAGCAAUGCAGGAAGGACAUCUACGAAGAAGGAAGGGAGGUAAGCAUAACGGCAGGGAGAGAAAAGGGAAGGGUUAUUUCAAGAACUAGGAUUAGAAUGAGGAAGAGAGAAAAGGAGGGAGGAGGGGGACAGUGUUCAUGCAGCAAUAAGAAAAGAGGCAGUUAGAAUACAGCGGGGCACUGAAAGGACAGGGCUGGCAGUAGAAGCGACAACUUGCAGGAGAUAAGUAAUAAAUCCACUCGUCCGUGGUGGUCCGAUCAUCCAUCUCGCAAACACCACACCAUCUGUAAAUGUGGUGUCGUGUGAGACCACAGGGAAAGAAUGCUUCCUUUCAGGAAGCCAGAGAUUUCUUUUAUUUUUUGAUGUCUUUCUGUGACAUUGAUAUACUGUGUAAAUAAUGUUGACUUGGAUGCAAAUGAAGAUCUUGAUAAAAAAAUACUUGAUACAAAAACAUCCUGAAUCAUGCUUUUCUUUGGGGCAAUAUUUGCAGAAUUUACUUUAGAAAAUGAUUUACUGUUCUUUACAUGGCAAAUUUGGGGUUGAAAGCAAAAGAAAACAAAUGUGGGACAAAACAACAAAAGAAAACCCCCAAAAAAACAAAA